CCGUGUGUCGUCACGAGUCACUUCUGUCUGCUUUGACAGCCAGUCACGUCUUACGUUUCUUCAUUGUGUUUACAUUCGUGAUGUACGAUCACCGAUCGAAUACGGUUCGUUUGCUCCCCGCUUAAAUCAAUUGUCGAUCCGAUUCGGUUGUUCGUUUCUUCGGUAUCUAAUCGCGAUUUCUCCAGAGAGGGCACGUGUUAAUCAAACGAACCACAUCGAAAGUGUGCAGUGCGUUCAAUUAUUUGCUGUGGGCGAUCAAAGAUUCGUAUAUACAAACGAGAUUAUUGUGCUUGGGGACGUUUCUGUUGGCAAACACGAUCGAUAUAAAGAGAAGACGACAUACAUGGUUUGAUUUACGUCUCAUCUCGAGCAUAGUGCUACGCUAACUUUGAAAUCGUCUGAAAUUACAUUCAAGAGAGAACAUUGUCGCGAUCGAGGCACGUUCCCAGCUAUCUCGGAGCUUCUUAACGAAGCACCCCGCCUUUAAACGAAUUUAACGAGACCACUCCAUACGGUCAAUUCGUACCAACCCGCGUGGACUGAUCCAGGCGUCCCUCGCGUCUCCUCACUCCUCACUUAGGGUUGACUGACCGAUCGAGACGCAAGACCGUACUCCGGUCCCCGUGAUCAAAGAUAUACUCGUCGAGCGUGUACGAUGCGUUCGAUCAAUCGCGACACGGUGUUAUAUCGGCGAGAAUAAACAAACAGACCGAGUGAAAGAAGAUUGGUGGAGCAAAAGGAGCCAAAGGGCAAACGAGCGUAACACUGGUUGGUGGUUGUUCGCCGAGAGAGAAAAAGAUUUCGGGAAGGAUUCUCCGUUACGCGAGCCUAGACGAUUCCUAGUUAACGAUCAACAAAAGUGGCUGGUAAUUAGAGCCGGAUUAAUUGGACCGCGAAGCAACUCGCGCCGGACGCGAUGAAAGAGAAGAGGGGCGCCGCGAGGAAGAGAGGGUUGCUCGAAUAAGCGUACUUCGCGCGGCUUUCUUAUUUCGAGGAUUGUCGUCUCCUCGCGACCAAUUCUUAGUUUCUACGUGUAAAUAUUUACGAGACUGUCAGUGAACCCUGGUGCCAGUGAUCACCAGAAUUGAAAUCACCUUACCAGUGAUUCGUUACGAAUACGUGAAUCCAUAAUAGCUUCGCGAACUGUACUUGUCCUGUACUCGUUAGUUUAACUAUUCAAAGACUAUACGCGUUUGUGGUUAGGCCAUCGGUCUCGGCCAUUGUUUCCCCCCCGCAUCGACACACGCGGAGAACGCAAGAAGCUCGCGUAGUAAGUACGCGUAGUAACGCGAGUGGAAAGGUCGAAGAACAGUAAUCGAGGGGGUGUUGGAGGGGUGGUGGUCGAUCGGUCACGAGCGCGAGGAAGCGGCGGCGGUCAGCGUGUCGGGGAUCGGGUCGGAUAAUGCGCCAUCGCGCGACAACGCGAUUUUCGGCGAUCGUGAGAAUAGAAUGUUGACAGCCCGUUCUGGGCCUCUUGGGCUCGGUGUCCCGCGAACCCUGGGGCCCGCCGAAGGGAGCGACCACCUCUUCCUUCUACCCGAAAGAGCACUGAUCAUGGACAGCACCCACUUGAGACAGGAUCUGGCCGGUCUCGACUUCAACUUGCACCUGAACCUGCUCCACACCGCGCCCCGCGGCAACGUCUGGCUAUGUGAGUAUCGCGCUGAACGGAUACGAAGAUUCACUUUAAUCCCGAUAAACGCUGGAGCCGCUUCUGAGGAAACUAACCAAAGGUCCAGUUCUGCACACAAUCGCCACUCUCUCACGAAGGAGCAAACGAUGCACUGGUUCGCCCAAAUCGGAGGUGACGAGGCCUCUCCCGAUUCGUCAGAUGUGAAGCGCCGGCAGAGUCUCUACGACGAGGACUCCCUCGAUGGCGAUCAUCCUAGCGAGAACGAAGGACGGGAGUCGACGGGAAACGCGAAAGACGUGGACAGGGCGAAGCUCGUCCGUGAGAGACAGAACGAAGAACGGCAGCGGAAGUUGGAAGAGCUGAGACAGCAGGCGUUCGCCGCGCAACGUUUCCGGGAGCAACGGGAAGAGGAACGUCGAAGACGCAUCGACGAGCUCAGAUCGCGUGACAAUGACAGACGAAACCAAGUGGAGGAGAGGAAACGGUUGAUAUGCGAGGCGGAAAGAGAACGAAGGGAGGCGAUCCUCCGGAAGAACCAAGAGAGGGAGGCCCGUAUCGAGGCGAAGAAGAAGAACGAGAGGUCGCACAUCGUGUUCGCUUUUGGAAGCUCGACACCGAGGAUGUUGGAGCCGGCCGACACCGGCGGUUCCACUUUCUGGGGUACCCGUCGAGCAACGUCCACCACCAAUGUCAUGAUGUUCUCCGCCGCUCAACCGUUGACCAGGAGGUCUUCCGAAAGGGAGCUCGAUGGCAGCAAGAAACGAGCCACGUCCGCUGGUGGACUCGAUCGGAAACCUGGCGAAGAUAUGAGAAUGUCCUCGUCCAUGUACGAGGUGUUCAAUUGGAAUUCUAGCCCUGAUCCUCCCUUAACCCCUGCCAAACAUAAGAGAGCCAGCCUCUCUCUGCCUCCUACAACUGACAUCUUUGCCAUCGAUGAUAAGUCUGAUAGCGACACUAGGCGUCCGAUGAUUCAGCGGGCUGCCAGUGGUGAAGAAAGCGACGGAACGCCGGGAACCCCUAGCUCGGUUUAUCUGCGGGUGAACAGGAGGCGCACCGAUCUGAUGCCGACGAUACCGUCGCCACGUGACGGACCGCCAACAUCCGGGCGUAGCUCGAGCGCAAAGGCCUUCACACGUUCGCCAGGUAGGACUUACUCCAUGUCCAGGCUGGACCAACUGGCGCAGCCUAGGAAACGUCCGACAGAACUUAGCACAUUGACGGAACAGCAAAGCCAGCCUCUGAGCGCUUCUAGCAUGAGUCGCAGCAUGUCACAUUUAGCUGCGUCCGGGGGCAAGAGCCUGAAACGCUCAGAUAACUCUCGUAGCAUGGGUACAUUGCCAGGCGCGGUUCCGAUGCCGAGACCAACGAGGGCCGAGAGACUCCGUCGCAAAGCCCGCGAGCAUCAGAACCAACAGCAACAAGGCAUCCGCAGCGGGGAGGUGACACCGAACAGCCCAUCACGACCGCACAGCUCCAUGAGUCAGCAAAGCGCCAGCAGUGUGGGCAGCAGUAACGUCAAUCUGCGUCCCCGUACAGCUGCCCCGCGUCGACCGCGACCUGCUUCUAUUGCCGGUACCGGUGUUUCGGUCACAGAACGACACAAUCUAGUGAGCGAGACAAAGUCGCCGAAAGAUUCGAAGCCGCCACUGCCAAAGGUCCAUAGCACUCCAAAGAAAACGUCUACACCGAAAUCGGCGGAGAUGAAGAAGCCGACCGAGAAGCUGGUGAAAAACGCGAAGGCUUCGCCCCGGAUAACCCCGAAAGUGACACCGUUGCAGAGUCCUGGCGCCGAGAACGCUCCAUUGAUCCGCGGUAGUACCGGCGAGAUAAUAAAAAGCGAAGGGAAGGAGGAUAAAUUGGAGGAUAAGCACGAGGAGAAGAAAGAUCAAGGCAGCGAAAAAACACAACAGGAGAUAAGCGCCGCGGAGCAGGGUAACGACGAGGUGAAGAAGCCGACCGUUAUAGAACAGUCCAAUAUCGUGUCCAAGCAGGCGAAGGACGAGACUAAUUUGAAUCAGGAGAAUCAAUCGGCUGUGCGAUCUCAAGAAACGCCUAAAGCUGCCAAGAAGGAAGCCGAGGCCAAGUCUGAGAGCAAUGUCGAGGAGCAGGUCGAUAUGUCUGCAUCGAUGAUAGCAAAGAUCCGGAUCACUACGGAAGAGGAAGCUAAGGCAGCUAUAGCUGAACGUAGAAGAUUAGCCAGAGAGCAGGCUGAACGGGAAGCCGAACUUGAACGCCAACGACAGGAGGAAGAAGCCCGUUUAGAGGCCGAGAGAUUGCGCGCCGAAGAAGAGGAACAGCGACGUUUGGAGGAGGAAACGCUUCGUUUGGCUAACGAAGCUCGAGAAGCUGAAGAACAGAGACUGAGACUGGCGAUAGAGGAAGCGAAACGUCGCGAGGAAGAGGACAGGAGAAGAAGGGAAGAGGAGGCUCGUCAGAAACAGGAGAAAGAAGAGGCUGAGCGGAAAGCGAGGGAAGAAGCGGAAAGACAACGGAUCGAAAUGGCAGAACGUGUUAAGAGAGAAGAGGAAGAGAGACUUGCUAGACGUAAACGCGUCGAAGCAAUUAUGCUUAGAACUCGUGGCAAAAAUCAGAGUAACACACCUACGAAGGGUGAAGGUGGUGAUGGCGAUAAGUUGAAAGAAGACAGUCCUAACGAUGAAAAUAAAACAGCACCAGUUAAUAAAAGCGAGGAUGUUAUGACAGCCAGUCUGAUAUCCGAGGCGACUCAACAAUUCAUUAGCGGAGAGCAGCGUGCUCAUCAUACGGAAAACAAUACUACUACGGACAUUGUGCAUAACGGCACGCAUAGUAAUGGCAUUAAUGAAAAUAAAAUUGUAUUGGAUAAUAAUCAGGGUAAUGUGGAAGGAGAACUGAAUGGUCAUCAUACAAAUCAUGGAAACGGUAUCAACAGUCAAUCAAUUACACUGGAUAAUGCCACUGUCAAACAAAACAACGUGACCAACAACCUGUUAGACCUAACGGAAUUCGACUCUCUCAGUAAUAGCAGUAGUGGUCCAAUACUCCAACUGACAUCCAAUUUGGCCAAUGAAGACACCCUCAACUCGAACCUAAAUCCAGCAGCUAUACCUUUCACUCCAAUGGCAAACACGUAUAUGCCUACCGCUGCUAAUGCCAAUGUAAAUCCGUUCCAGGAUUCUUUUAUGAACAACAAACCACAAGAUAAUAGUCAAGUACCAGAUCUUUUAUCAUAAUGCGCGUAUUAAUCAUUCUGGUGAAAGGAAGAAGAGAGCGAUUGGAUUGAAAAAAAGAAUUGAAAAAAAAAAAAAGAAUUAAA
Molecule: messenger RNA, 4928 nt
Organism: Apis laboriosa (Himalayan honeybee)
Lineage: Eukaryota; Metazoa; Arthropoda; Insecta; Hymenoptera; Apidae
Product: MAP7 domain-containing protein 1-like
Exons: 18
Coding region: 1450-4845 (1131 amino acids)
Biological process (GO): microtubule cytoskeleton organization
Cellular component (GO): microtubule cytoskeleton
Source: RefSeq, a predicted model, not a curated record